Acyrthosiphon pisum (pea aphid) is the source of this 1547-nucleotide messenger RNA. RefSeq lists its product as uncharacterized. The record is from RefSeq and is a predicted model, not a curated record. Bases 455 to 1372 code for a protein of 305 amino acids. The transcript has 4 exons. Lineage: Eukaryota; Metazoa; Arthropoda; Insecta; Hemiptera; Aphididae.
AAGUAAUUAUAAAUUACAUAUUUAAUUACAUAUUCAUAAAUUUUUCAUAUUUCAUAAGUCUAUAUGUAUAUAAAUAUUAUGUUUAUAAAAGUAAAAUUCGAAAUGUAGUAAAUCUAGUACGUCACUAGAUAGCAUCACAGUCGCAAACGUACAUACCCGUACAACUUUGUGACCGGUGUCCCACCCUCCCCCUGCCCGGAGUGUACAGUCCAUGAACAUUAGAGUAAGGACACCGAUCACGGCCAGCUGGACAGAAAAAAAAUGGUCCCGAAUUUGUAGCUUCCGCUAGAGCGCGCUACGGAGUAGUAGUCAUACUCGUUUUAUACAACUGCCAUAGGACAUUUCGUGGUUUUUUAUUAAAAUAACUAGUAAGAAGCAUUCUUAAAGCAUUUCUUAAAUUAGUAUUCUUGUAUAUGGUAAGAAGUUUUUUAAUUUGUCUCCUUAAGACUUAAACAUGUCACGAAAUUGUUUUGUCCCGUUGUGUAAAGAAGGAUACCCCUCUACCAGGUCUACUAACAAGGUAUUGGGAAUUCGAAACAAAACAUUGUUUAAAGCACCUAAGGAUCCUAAAGUCUUAGCACAAUGGGUUAAAGCAAUUCCACGAUCAGAUCGAGAUUUGAGAUCAGGGAUAGACCGUGUGUGUGAAAAGCAUUUUGCUGAAACCAGUCUGAUAAAAUAUUUUGAAAAUGUAAUGGCAGAUGGUUCAAUCCAAAAAAUUGAAAGGGAUAGAAUUUGUUUAAAAGAAAAUGCAGUACCGUCAUUGUUUCCAGAUCUACCACAUUACUUAUCUUCUAUAAAAAAAAUACGAAAACCCCAAGUUCGACAUUUGAAUACAAAAUCUAAUAAUGCUGAAACUCCUAACCUCAAUAGUUCAUUUAAUACUACAAUUAUCGAAUAUGAUAUAUUUUACAAUAUUGUGAAUCAAUUGAAAAGUACCAUAUUACCUGAUGCCACAUUUAUUUCCAUGGUAAAAGAUGAUUUGGUUAUUGGAUGGUUUAAUAAUGACAAGGAUACAGUGUUCAAAAAAAUUAUCAUUUAUAAAGAUAAUCUUAACAUACAAGUGUUUGUAAGCAAAGUCAUAGUGAAUGUUGAAGGAAUAAUGCAAACUGCUACAGACUUUGAAGAUAUUGAAAAAAUUAUAGCUAUAGUAAAUAAUUUACAAGUUUGCAGUGGCACUGGUCUUGAUAAAAGCCCACAAUCAGUUGCAUGCUAUGGUUAUGUUGAUGCAAAGAAACCAGGCACAUCAUUUACAGAUUCUCGUUGCACUGUAUGCUCUAAAGAAAGAAAAAAUAUGAUAGAUCUUCAGAGAAUAUAUACUUUAAGACAGACAGAAAUAAAAAAAAAAUUUAAGGAAACAGAAAAGCAUACGUAGAGUCAAAAACAUUACUCGAAAGAAUAGCAGACUUAAAUAAUAAAGUAUGUAAUUUUGGAGUGUUGUAAAGUAUUUGAGUAAAAAUAUGUUAUAUAUACUGUAUUUUUUUGUCAUAAUAUAUUAUGCCUUGUAACACCCUAUUUUAUACUGAAUCAUUAUACUCAUAAUUAUUAUA